Molecule: messenger RNA, 1194 nt
Organism: Parnassius mnemosyne (clouded apollo)
Lineage: Eukaryota; Metazoa; Arthropoda; Insecta; Lepidoptera; Papilionidae
Source: the annotation of a GenBank genome assembly
AUGGGUUUAACACUAAAUAUUUUUACGUUAAAUUGCUGGGGAAUACCAAUUGUCUCUAAAAAUCGAAAAGAAAGAAUUCAAGCUCUAGCAAAAUAUCUAAUAAAUAGUUCCCAUACAAUUGUUUGCCUUCAGGAAAUUUGGAGUGAAAAAGAUUAUUUGUUUUUAAAAGACAGUCUUAAAGAUAUCUUGCCAUAUACUCAUUAUUUCUAUAGUGGUGUUGUUGGUUCAGGACUGUGUGUAUUUUCAAAGUGGUUAAUACAGGAUGUAUUUUUCCAUAAGUGGCCUUUAAAUGGAUACAUCCAUAAGAUCCACCAUGGUGACUGGUUUGGAGGGAAGGGAGUUGGUUUAUGUCGAAUUAGAUAUGAAGAUAAGCUUAUAAAUGUGUACUGCACACAUCUGCAUGCAGAAUAUCAUGAGGAUGAUAUGUACUUAGCGCAUAGAGUACUACAAGCUUACUCAACUGCAGAAUUUGUAAAUCUUACUUCAUCACCUGCUGAUGUCUCCAUUCUAGCAGGUGAUUUAAAUGCAGCUCCAGGAGAUUUAUCAUUUAGGCUUAUUACUCAAUUACCUGCAUUAUUAGAUCCAUUUGUAAUGAAAUGUGAAGGAAGUAAUCCAGCUUUUGCUAAACCAUCAGGCACUAGUCAUAAUGCUAACAACAGUUAUUCUGAUUCUAGAACAGUAAAAAAUUGUCCCGAGGGAAAGAGAAUUGAUCAUAUACUUUUUAAAGUGAACCCAGAAUGGGAGGCCGAUAUUAUUAAUUUUGGAAACCCGUUAGAAGACAGAGUCCCAGGAGAAGAUUUCUCAUACUCAGACCACAAUGCUGUAUCACUGGAAUUACGUAUCAGAGCAAGUCGUGAAAAGAAAUAUAAUCAAAGAGAACAAAGCGCGGAUGAUCCUUUUGAUGAGACCAUUGCUCAAGCAAUUAAAGUUUGUCAAGAUGCUACUGUCAUCAUAGCAAAGUCAAAACGCACGUUCCUCACCUCGGGUGGAUUAAUGUUUAUGUUCCUAUUAGGCACAGUAGGGUUUUGGCCAAAUAAUAUUCUGUCUGAUAUCAUAAAACUAAUACUUACUGGUUUUUGUUUCUUCCAUCUAAUAAUGGGAACACUAUGGAAUAACAUUGAGAUGAAUAGUUUAAAAGCUGGUUUAAGCGCCCUUGAAAACUUUUGCAAAACUAGAAGUGUAUUAAAACAUUGA